AUGGAGGAAGCUUAUAUUGUGUGUGAUCAUUUCAAGGAGGGAGAACAGUUGUCUAUUAGGUCUCAAGAAGCUUUAGCAAGGAUUCGUAUCCUAGCCCUUUGGAUAUACCGAAGUCCUCAACAAACUCCUCGCGUCCCAAUCUACUACGAACUCCAUGAUUUACUCGAUGAGGCAUCCGAGCGCAAGGAGAGGUUUCUCGAUCUUGACGAAGAUAUAUCAUUGGCUGUGAAGGAAGGUAUGAAAAAGUAUAAAAAGUACUAUACCUUUAUGAAUGCUUCUGAUACAUACUACACUGCCAUCGUCUUGGAUCCUAGGAUUAAAGGUGAUCUUUUUCUCGACGAACUAGAAGAUGAGACUACUAGGAAGGAGAUCCUUCAAGCUCUCUGUGACAACCUCCACUGUGAUUACCCAGUUCCCAAUAUAGAAUCAAGCUCACCUACAGGGUGGUGUCUAUUGGAUCGCACCACUGAACACAAUGAUGUAGAGUCCCGGUUACUAAACAGGUCACAGCCACGCAAUCAACCUCUGCUUUCUGACAUUGAUCUCUAUCUCAACAACCCCCUGCUAUUCCAGCCUCUGAGGGCUCAGAGCCGUGUAACCCUAUCCGGCCGUAUUGAAAAGUCAUAUCAACAUCAGAUGUCGGAGCUGGAUAGGGGAAGGCGCCUCGCACAGAGAUUUAUGAUAGCGUACUCAAAUCAAGCAGAUUGGCAACGUCACGGUUAG
Talaromyces stipitatus ATCC 10500 is the source of this 723-nucleotide messenger RNA. RefSeq lists its product as uncharacterized. Bases 1 to 723 code for a protein of 240 amino acids. The record is from RefSeq and is a predicted model, not a curated record. NCBI's taxonomy places the organism in Eukaryota, Fungi, Ascomycota, Eurotiomycetes, Eurotiales, Trichocomaceae. The transcript has 5 exons.